UGUCACCGCAAAGGUUGACGGGACACUCGGAAGUGCGCGCGACACCAAUGGCGUCCUAUCUAGGUUAGGACGUUUUUAUUUUUCGCAAGUAGUGUGGCAAAACCAUCACCAUGAAGGAGAAGUUGCUGGACAAGGAUACCAUAGACGCACACCAUGCCUAUGUGCAGUCUGAAAUUCGCUCGGACUUGAACUCCAUCGCCCUGGGCCCCGGCAGGCUACCGACCAACAUCGCCAUAGGUCUGGCCGUGGUGGGCUUCAUCAGCUUUAUUAUUGGCGUUUUGCUGGUAGCUUUGCGAAUGCAAUUUGUUUAUUUCUGGGACUGGAAUAAUCAGUUUGUCGGCCCAUUCUUCUUUAUUUUGUUCUUGUUCUGCUGUGGAGGGGCCACCUAUCUCGUGACUGUGGCCACAAGGCGUUCUAAUCGCUUCCGAAGGGAAUUGUAUUUUCAUCCACUUGGAGAUUAUGGGAUUGCUGCUGUACACAAGGAUGACCUGGUCCAUGAGCAUGAAAUGAAGAGUGACUUGAAGUCUGGUACCACACCACACAAGAGCAUUAUGCCACGGUCGGAGGCAUACUCUAUGACCAACCUUGCCAGAACUGAUCGCCGUGGUCACCACAAUCAGGCCUACCGACAAGGACCAGGAGAUCCCCACAGGCACCAUGGUGACCACCGUCGUGGACCACCUGAUGACAGACGACGCGGCCCACAUCCAGAUGAACGCCGCAGGGGUCCUCCUCCAGGUGGAAGACCAUCUGAUGAUGAACGCCGUAGGCCUCCACCAGAUUAUCGAGAGUAUCCUCCUGAGGGACGCAGAGGCCCACCUCCUGGAGACUAUAAACGUCCACCUCCUGAUGACCGGCGUGGCCCACCAAGGGAUGAUCGCCGUGGCCCACCAAGAGAUGAUCGCCGUGGCCCACCAAGGGAUGAAAGUCGUGGCCCACCAAGGGAUGAAAGUCGUGGCCCUCCUCGAGAUGAUCGUCGUGGUCCUCCUCGAGAUGAUCGUCGUGGUCCUCCUCGAGAUGAUCGUCGGGGCCCCCCAGACGACCAGCGUAGACCGUCACCUGAGGAAGAGAAGCGUGGCCCUCCUCGUGAAGGAAGACAGCCUCGAGGUCCACCACGCUUUGCUGAGAGGUCACCUGAUGAUGUGAUGAACAAGGUCAAGCUGGAUGUCAGCAAGGAGUCAGAGUCUGAGCUGUAGAAGGUCAAAAGAUUUGCUCCCUUUGUGUUGUCACCUAGGAGACAUUUACUACCACAUAAAUUUAGGGUCUGAAACUUCCAGACUGGAAGAUAAUAAUUGAGAUGUCUUACUGCAUUUGAAGUUUGUAGAAAACACUCCACCAAAAUCACACACACCCAUAUAUAUAUAUCAAAAGAGAGGGGUGAAGAAGACAGAUCUUGUAAAUAAAAACAAAGCAUAAGGAAUUUGAUACUGUAUAAGCAUUUACAGAUACCCACUCCUGACAGAAUUUGACUUGAAGUAAGAUAAUUUAAAUAACUGACCAAUCUUUCUCCUCGCCAGUACAGUUACUUGUAACUUCACCAGCAUGAAAAAUAUAAGAUUGAAGAAUUGUAACAAGUUUUUUUUUUAAAGACUACAACUGAUAUCUCUACUCACCUGCCAUGGAUUUUUUUGUACAUUCCAAAUAUUUCUUUAUUUUGCAUACCUUUUAAUGUGCAUGUAACCAUUGCAUCGUCUUUAAUGUUCAUCUGUUUAGCAAUAAACAAUUUGUGUAGUUUUUUUUUGGCCUUGUAUCCUUCCACAUAAAGAACAUAAAUUGCAAGGGAUGAGUACAAGUCAAGUAGAAACAUGUAAAUAAUUGUUUAAAGUGAACAUUUGUAAGUUUUUCUUUUAAGCUCUCCUUCAACAAAGGUAUACCUUUGUUGUCUAGUGUUCCCAUAAAUUGAAGAUUUGCAGCAAACUUCUCCAUCACAAUAUCAAAGUCUGUUGACAGAUCGGUUUGACUCAAUGUUUGUAGAUCAUUUUCAGUUUAAUACUGAAGUAACUGCUACAUCCAUUGUUUCAAUUUCUUAAUUCUCUACUAAAAUGGGCAAAACAGCUAAAAUAUUGACAUCUUGCUUGCAGUGUGCAUCUUGCACUGUUGAGCAGUUAAUUUUUGUUAACCAUGUAGUAUACUAAAGAUUCCACUUUUAGCUGUGGUAGCAAGAACAUUUUGUUGCUAGUUGUCCAACCCAUAGAGCUGAUGUGUGCUGUUUUCAAGUGGCCAUUUGAGAAGGCCAAGAAACAGAUGCUUUGCAUCAAGUAAAACCUGGCAGGAAUAAAUUGAAUUUUUUCAGAAGGAAUGAUUCAUUGAUUGCCAGGUUAGUGUAAUCCUUUUAGUUUUAUCUUUGGCAAGAUAUUAAUAGUGCCAACAAAUACAAGAGAGAAACAUUGUUAAAAAACUUGGAAUGUCUGUGCAUGUGUCUGAAAAAAAUUAUUCUUUUGUAUUGAUGUCUUUAAUCUGCUGACUAAUGUCAAUUAUGUAUUGUGAAAAACUUUUUUACACUACUUAAGACAUGCAAAUUUCAGGGACAGAUAUAUGCCAUACCAACAAGUCUGUUACAUUGUUAAACAAGAAUAAUUUAACAAGAACAAUUAGGCACAUUAGGGUAUCAGUUAAGAUCUAUACAAAUUCAAGAUUUAAGCUUAUUUUGGAGACUGUAGACAUUAAACUUGAGAAUUUGCCAAGUGUUCUUUUAAUCAAGAGUCUAUGGUUAUCUUUAAAAAAUAUAUUUCUGUAAAUAUUUUUAUAAUAAACAAUCUUUUUACAAAA
This is a messenger RNA of Pomacea canaliculata, 2769 nucleotides long. RefSeq names its product RNA-binding protein 12B-like. The transcript has 6 exons. NCBI's taxonomy places the organism in Eukaryota, Metazoa, Mollusca, Gastropoda, Architaenioglossa, Ampullariidae. The coding region runs from base 111 to 1196 and encodes 361 amino acids. The record is from RefSeq and is a predicted model, not a curated record.